Messenger RNA from Lagenorhynchus albirostris (white-beaked dolphin), 2351 nucleotides. It is a transcript of the gene GAS2, whose product is annotated as growth arrest specific 2. Gene Ontology annotation, molecular function: actin filament binding; cytoskeletal adaptor activity; microtubule binding. The transcript is spliced from 11 exons. The record is from RefSeq and is a predicted model, not a curated record. NCBI's taxonomy places the organism in Eukaryota, Metazoa, Chordata, Mammalia, Artiodactyla, Delphinidae. The coding region runs from base 385 to 1380 and encodes 331 amino acids. Gene Ontology annotation, biological process: actin crosslink formation. Gene Ontology annotation, cellular component: actin filament.
CCUGCACUCCGAGAAAUAUUCAGACUGAAACCUUGCCUCUUCCUGGUUCUUGAACCUGCUUGCCUUCCAAGUGGAACUACAUCAUCAGAUCUGGGACUCCAGGUUGCCUGCUCACCCUGCAGAUCUUGGGACCUGUUGGCAUCCAUAAUCACAUGAGCCAAUUCUGUAUAAUAAACAUCUUUCAGUCUCUGGGCUAUUCAGUUUGCUCAGGCUGCAGGAGCCAAUUAGGAAGAUGCCUUCCUUGACUCUCGUCUGUCCUCUCCUGCAGCUAAAGCCAAAAGAAAAGAGACUAGUGAUAUGCAGUACGUUACUCUCUCAUGAUGCCGGGCAGCCGCAGCUCCCAGACAGCCAUGUGAUCACUACUGUAUUACAAGUGGAUAAAUAAUGUGCACUGCUCUGAGCCCAAAGGUACGCAGUGGACCUGGCCUCUCUGAUAUGCAUCAGUAUAGCCAGUGGCUGGCCAGCAGACAUGAAGCUAAUUUGCUACCGAUGAAAGAAGAUCUGGCCUUGUGGUUAACCAAUCUGUUAGGGAAGGAGAUUACGGCAGAAACUUUUAUGGAGAAAUUGGAUAAUGGUGCCUUGCUCUGUCAACUUGUAGAAACUGUGCAGGAGAAAUUCAAAGAGAGCAUGGAUGCUAACAAGCCCGCCAAGAAGCUGCCCUUAAAGAAGAUUCCAUGCAAGGCCAGUGCACCCUCAGGAUCCUUUUUUGCCAGAGACAAUACAGCAAACUUCUUAUCCUGGUGCCGAGAUUUAGGGGUAGAUGAAACAUGUCUGUUUGAAUCGGAAGGUUUGGUCCUCCACAAGCAACCCAGAGAAGUGUGUCUCUGUUUGCUGGAGCUUGGCCGGAUUGCAGCCAGGUAUGGUGUGGAGCCUCCUGGUUUGAUAAAGUUGGAAAAAGAAAUUGAACAAGAAGAAACACUCUCUGCCCCUUCUCCUUCACCUUCGCCUUCAUCAAAGUCUUCUGGAAAAAAGAGUACGGGAAACUUACUGGAUGAUGCAGUGAAACGGAUUUCUGAAGAUCCUCCUUGCAAAUGCCCGAGCAAGUUCUGUGUGGAGAGGCUCUCGCAAGGAAGAUACCGAGUGGGAGAGAAGAUCCUCUUCAUUAGGGGUCUUCAUGGUUGUGACUAUGUCUCCACAGCCAAAGCAAAGCAGACGUUUAAGAUGCUGCACAACAAGCAUGUCAUGGUCCGUGUGGGAGGAGGUUGGGAAACUUUUGCAGGGUAUUUGUUGAAACACGACCCCUGCCGGAUGCUGCAGAUCUCCCGUGUGGAUGGCAAGACAUCCCCCAUCCAGAGCAAAUCUCCAACCCUCAAGGACAUGAAUCCAGAUAAUUACCUGGUGGUCUCUGCCAAUUAUAAGGGAAAGAAGGAAAUUAAAUGAAACUAGUUGGUCACUACAAGGGGACUCUCAUAAUGGCCUGUAUCCACAUCUCCAGUAGUCAGUUUAGUUCACAUGCUCUGAAAAUUACUUUGGAAAAAGACAUAACAGAUAGAAAGACGUCAUCAUGUUGAAACAUGCUCAAAGAGUAGCACUAUUUAUUUUGAACGCUUCUGUAGAAAAUGACCUAUUAAAAGAAAUUAUCAACUCAGAUUUAAAUUAGACAAAUUGUAGGCAAAUCAUUGUUUCUCAAUAUGUGAACAUGGUAUUUAGAACACAAUACUAGCAAUACAAUUCUAGCUAAAGAUAAAAAUUAUUAGAAGAAAAUAGGAUUUACAGUUAAGUCAACAGAAAGUGCCUGCCUAAUGUGUACAGAAUAACAACACCCCAGACAUUUUUUAUAAUUGCAGGAUUUUUAAGCUGAUUUUUUAAAAAUGACAAUUAGUGUGAUGAUGUGCUACUAAAAAUAUCCAACAGCACUAUAAAUUAAAGUACAGUGUAUCUACGACAGUAAUACGUUACUGGAAAGGCCACUUCAGAAAAGUUUACAUUCACUUGGAAGAAUGCCUUAAAGUUUAUCCCUUAUCUCUGAACAAACACCUGGGGCACUUUUGGAAGUUUUCACUGCACCCCUUGGAGAAUGGCUUAUGAGUUGAUUACACAUUCCUUGACACGUGGCUGUGUUGAGACUGAGUGUAAUUCACACACAUAAGCUGACAUACGUUUAUAUUUUGAAAGAGUAAAUUGUACAGUCAAAUGUCCAUUGACUUCAUGUUAUUUCAAAGCAUUUUCUUAUUAUAUCUUUAGUUAAUCCAACUUUGCUGUGCUGUCUAGUAAAGUAAUUUCACUGUAGCUAAUGAUGUUACAGACUUAUGUAUACCCUUGUAUACCUAGGACAGGGCUGUUUUGUACCCAUAAACAGCAAAAUAUUGUCCUCACUGAUUGAAGAAUUAAAAAGAUGUUAAAAAAUUUUA